AUGAUUCAUCUUCUCGGGUCUAAUAUAAAAGCUAUAAAUAAACGUGAAUCAAGUUUAGACCCUUCCAAUACCUCUCAGCUAAGUAGAAAAUUACUAAUUAAGGGUAAAAUUUCUCAGCACAACAUAAAGGUGGAGAGCUAUAAUUAGGAGAGCAACAUGAAUCAACAGCGAUUGAAUGAACGACUUGAAAAGAAUUUUAACCGAUAGCUUAUGGAGACUCACCAGAACAGAAAAGAUCAUUAGAAAAUUAAGACACUUGAAAUUGAUGGAAGCAAUGCCAAAGAGAUUGAAUUAGAUAGAUAUCUCUCUUCACUAUAUGCUACAGGUCCUAUAUUUGUGGGAAUGCCUUAAAUGAGAUUCAAUGAGAAUAGACUGUCUUGGAAAAAAUUGAUGAACGACAUGAUUAACUUUUAUGCUCCUGAAAUUCCUUACAAUUAUUUUCAAUAGAAAAGAAUGCAAAAGCAUAAUGAAAUUGAUGUUGAGAAAUUUUCAACGUCAAACACAUUUAGAAAGAAGAAACAAAUGAUGCAGAAGGCUUUGAAAUCUUAGGAUUACUCAAUCUCUUCCUAAAUAACACCAAUAGAUAAAGUCAAACAUCCGAUAGGCAAGAGUAAUCUGGAUAAAAAAUUAUUAAACUUAAAAAAAUAAGCAAAUUUAAUCAAUGACACUCACUCAGAUCCUGGUUUUUCAAGUAAGACUGGCAAUAGAAGAUAAUUUAUGUUUGAUGAAAGAGAUUUAAUGAUGAGAAGGCAAUCUUGCUAGUGUCUACGAUUCUGCGGUGCAAGAGCCAUACACCACAAAGGUGAUUUUAUAGCGUUUAAGAGGCCCUCUACUCCUAUUAAGCAAGGAUAGUUAUUUGGAAAUUAAGAUGGAGGAGGACUAAAUCCCAGAUAGAAUUCUAAUAACAGACUAAAGUUGACAUCACCAAAUAGAGAACCACUUCUCGACUCACCCUUAAGAUCCAAGUUAAAACAGGAAUAUCUAAGAGUUGAAAGAAAAACAGUUCAUCUUAAAGUAAAUCCACUGGAGAAGCAGCCUGAAAUUAUGAAGAAAAAAACAAAUAGAUUUAGCAACUUAGAUGAGAAUUCAAAUGAUGAUAGCAGCCACUCAAGAGUCUCAUCUCUUGCAAGUUCAUAAAGAGAAUUAUUAGAGUAAAAGAGCUUUCGGACAACUAACUAUUAAUCAUUAUCAACUCCUCUUUCUACUUAUGCAAGAAUACAUAACUUGAAAGGUCUAUUGAUAAAAAAUGAAGAUCCAAAUAACAAUAAACAUCUCAGACCAUCACUUUAGGAAUAGAUGAAGAGCAAUGUGCUGAAAGCAUAUGUAAAUAUUCGUACUCCCAAAAAAUCUAAAAAUAAAAAAUCAAUAGAGAUAAUCAACGCUGAUCUCUUGCCUUAUGCUAAGCCUCAAACUGCAUUUACAAUAAGAACUGUAACUCCAGAUGCAGCCAAAAAUAUUUUAAUGAGCAGGAAAAUACGCUCUAGUUAGACCUAAUUCAGACAAUCCUACGAAUAACUUUUUGGGGAAUUAAACACAAAGACACUCUCUUUACAAUCUUUUGUACAACAAUACAAACCUUUAAAAGGAUGA
Molecule: messenger RNA, 1590 nt
Organism: Stylonychia lemnae
Lineage: Eukaryota; Ciliophora; Spirotrichea; Sporadotrichida; Oxytrichidae
Source: the annotation of a GenBank genome assembly